This is a messenger RNA of Magnolia sinica, 2258 nucleotides long. RefSeq names its product cysteine-rich receptor-like protein kinase 44. Bases 54 to 2042 code for a protein of 662 amino acids. Gene Ontology annotation, molecular function: protein kinase activity; ATP binding. Lineage: Eukaryota; Viridiplantae; Streptophyta; Magnoliopsida; Magnoliales; Magnoliaceae. Gene Ontology annotation, biological process: protein phosphorylation. The transcript has 7 exons. The record is from RefSeq and is a predicted model, not a curated record.
AAAAGCCCCAUGACCAUUCUCUCAGCUGUAGUUCCACCUCAGAAGCCCGACGGAUGUUGAUCCCAAUCCUCCUAUCAAGACCCUUUGAAUUUCUCCUCCUUUCGACCCUUCUACACUUCAUCUUCCAUCUCCCUACUAGCACUGCAUAUCCUAUCAGAACCUUCUGUGCAAACACAGCCAAUUACGCUGCUGAUAGCACAUUUAGGACUAACCUCAAUCUCCUCCUCUCUUCUCUAUCCUCCAAUGCUUCUCUCACCGGCUUCGCCAAUCGCACGAUCGGUGAAAACCCAAACCGAAUUUACGGCCUUGCACAAUGUAGAGGCGACAUUAAACCCGACAAAUGCCUUGAUUGCCUUAACACCGCACACCAAGAAAUCAUCUCAAUGUGCUCCAAUAGGACUGCAAUCAUAUGGUAUGAUACGUGUCUCUUGCGCUACUCCAACAAAGGAAUCUCGUCGUUGUCUGAUAAUAAACCACUGUAUUACGUGUUGAAUACGCAAAAUGUAUUCCACCCAGGUCGGUUUAAUCUGAUUUUGGGCCAGAUGAUGCAUGGUCUUGCUUUGAAGGCGGCUUUAGACCAAUCCAUACGGAUGUAUGCUACCAAUGAAACGAAUUUCAUUAACUUCGAAAAGUUAUAUGGGCUUGUGCAAUGCACAAACGAUUUGUCAAGGAGAGAUUGCUAUGUGUGCUUACAAGGUGCAAUCUCUCGUAUUCGGGAAUGCUGUGAUGGAAAACAAGGUGGGAGAGUUCUUGGACCAAGUUGCAAUUUGAGGUUUGAGAUGUACAAGUUCUACGACAACUUAACUAACACAACAACCAUGGGAAGCAAGCGAAACUCAUCUCGUACGGUGGUUGAUAUUGUCGUUCCAAUCGUUGUUCUUAUUGCUGUGGUGCUUCUCCUUACCAUCAGUGCUUGUUUGCUAACUAAGAAGAGAAAAAACUCAUUGGCUGUGAAGAAGAUAAAGGGAAAUAGCCACGGAGCUUUAUUGAGUGAUUUGGGCCCCCCAAGUGGAAGAACUGAUGCAGACAAUUAUGAAUUGCCUUGGAUCGAUUUGUCAUCUUUACAAUUAGCCACUGAUAACUUUUCAGAGGCCAAAAAGCUUGGAGAAGGUGGAUUUGGCCCUGUUUACAAGGGCAUGUUACUGGAUGGGAAGGAAAUAGCGGUGAAAAGGCUUUCAAGAAGUUCAGGACAAGGUCUAGAGGAGUUCAAGAAUGAAGUUGUAUUGAUUGCAAAACUUCAACAUAGGAAUCUCGUGAGACUCUUGUAUUGCUGCAUCGAAGGAGAAGAGAAACUGCUCAUCUAUGAAUACAUGCCCAACACCAGCCUUGAUGUCUUUCUCUUUGAUCGGAACAAGUGUGCUCAACUCGACUGGGGAAAACGGCUUCACAUCAUUGGUGGAAUUGCACGGGGCCUUCUCUAUCUUCACGAGGACUCUCGUCUCAGAAUCAUACACAGAGACUUAAAAGCUAGCAAUGUUCUGUUGGAUCAUGAAAUGAAUCCCAAAAUUUCAGAUUUUGGCAUGGCCAGGAUCUUUGGAGGAAACCAAAGCGAAGAAAGUACUAAAAGAAUCGUCGGAACUUAUGGAUAUAUGGCACCUGAGUAUGCAAUGGUAGGAUUAUUUUCAGCAAAGUCUGAUGUGUAUAGCUUUGGCGUUCUACUGCUAGAGAUUGUAAGUGGGAAAAGGAACACCAGUGUAGAUUUGCCUGGAAAUGCCCAGACCAUCCUUACAUAUGCAUGGAAACUGUGGUGUGAAGGAAAAUGCUUGGAAUUAAUGGAUCCAUUGAUCAUAGAAACAUGUCCUGCCAGCGAAGCUCUCAGAUGCAUUCAUAUCGGGCUAUUGUGCGUUCAAGAAGAUGCGGUGGAUAGGCCCACCAUGUCAUCUGUAGUUCUCAUGCUUGGAAGUGACUCGAUGGCACUUUCCCAACCCACGCAGCCAGGAUUUUUCAUAAGGAAAGUUGUUGCUAAUCCAAAUGAACCAUCAGUGGGUGCCACACCAGGUUCUGUCAACCAAGUAACCAUCUCUAACAUUGAACCCAGGUGACCAUACUGAUGGGAUCAAACCACAUGCUCUAGCUGGCUUGAAGAAGUUGAAGAUUGUAAUGCCUCUGUCAUUGGUUCAAUACAAAUUAUGGAACAAAAUAGUAAGAAAAACACUGAAACAUACGUUGUUUCUUUAUACAAUUAUUGUCAAGGUUGUUGUCUUCUCAUACAAUAAAUAAGAGUGUUUUAGAGAUGCUUAGUAAUUGAAGCAAAAUCA